AUGAAUUCAAUAAAUGUAUUUUUACUCCUAACGGUUGCUUAUCUAUCCUUCCUUGGAGUUGCAUCAGCCAACCGACAAUACCCAAGUGACAUCUUAACAAACCCAAAAGAUGAUUGUGGAUAUGUGUGUGGCAAAAUAAACACCGAAACCAAGGACAGCAACUGUGGAAAUGCUGACAAGCGUAAAGAGUCAUUCCUUCAAGUCCACGAUCCAAAUGAUAAUAAAGAAGAAAAGGAUGAAUAUUUUGAAGCCAAGUAUUUUGAAUGUGUUGAAAAAUGUCCACAAGAUUAUCAAGAAUAUGAAUCAAAAAAGAUUUGUGUUAAAGAUGUUGAAGAAUUUAAGAAAGACAUUGCAAGAACAGUCGAUCCAAUCGAUGAAAAGCUUGACUACACGUGGUGGAUUGUUGGAGGUGUCGCUGGACUUCUCAUUGUUGCCCUUAUCAUUGCUUUUGUGUUUAUUAAAAGUAGAUCUGGAUAA
Chironomus riparius is the source of this 477-nucleotide messenger RNA. Lineage: Eukaryota; Metazoa; Arthropoda; Insecta; Diptera; Chironomidae. The record is from the annotation of a GenBank genome assembly.